Megalobrama amblycephala (Wuchang bream) is the source of this 830-nucleotide messenger RNA. RefSeq names its product cystatin-B-like. Gene Ontology annotation, molecular function: cysteine-type endopeptidase inhibitor activity. The transcript is spliced from 3 exons. The record is from RefSeq and is a predicted model, not a curated record. Bases 299 to 601 code for a protein of 100 amino acids. Gene Ontology annotation, cellular component: cytosol. NCBI's taxonomy places the organism in Eukaryota, Metazoa, Chordata, Actinopteri, Cypriniformes, Xenocyprididae.
GAUCUCGUGCGGAUUUGGGGGGUGAUUGAAUAUGAACAGAGAUACAUUACUACCAAAAAGAAGAUCCAUUUUAUGUUUAACGCUAAAUAAUUAUCGUGUUUAGACAUAUAUUUAAGCACAACAGCAGAGAAGCUAUAUCAGGUCUUUCUCUGUUGAAAAACUACAACCUUGUUUGGUCUAUUCCUGUUCCAAAUGUCUCGUGAUCACCAAGAAGCAGUCAGCGAACUUUCAAGUCAGUGAAUCUUGUUGUGAACAGUCGUUCCCGAGUGAUUUUUUUUAUUAACCGUCUGUAUUUAAAAUGCCUUCACUUUGUGGCGGAACAUCCGAGGCGAAAGAUGCCACUGAAGAGGAGCAGAAAAUAUGCGAUGAGGUAAAAUCUCAUGCAGAGGAUAAAGCUGGGCGAAAGUUUGACGUUUUCACCGCCAAAUCCUUUAAAACACAAGUUGUUCAGGGGAAAAAUUACUUCAUUAAGGUGCAUGUAGGUGAGGAUGACUAUAUUCAUCUACGUGUCCAUAAAACCCUGCCUAAUGCUGGAGGAAAACUGGAGCUGCGCAGCAUACAGACAUCCAAGGCUCAUCAUGAUGCCAUUGAACACUUCUGAAGCAAACCUCCAGAAAGAUCAAAUCAUCAUAAUUAUUGCCCAAAAUACUCAUGAAUCCCACCAUUACCGUGAUUACACUGUAAAUGUGAACACUGACAUCUGAAGACAAAACAUGUUAACUCAUUACAUGACGACCUUAUAACAAUAAUGAACAUGUAUUUAUUGACAAGUGUGUAAACAACACCUGCAGUGUAUAACUCAUUGUGAAUUAAGUCAUCUUUUAAAUGCA